AUGUUUUUGGUAUCCUGGAGUGCCUGGAGCUGUUUGUUGUGGUGGAGGAUGUUUUUGGUAUCCUGGAGUGCCUGGAGCUGUUUGUUGUGGUGGAGGUUUUGCAAUGUCAUCACCUAAGAUGCCCUUCUAGAUCACUGACGUCUUCAGGUGUUCCUGGCAAAGCCGGCAGCAACCUAUUGUUGUACUUAAUUGUAGGAGGAACAGUCACUGGAACAGGAGCUUAUGUAUACAAAACACUGAGAGAAAACAAAGAGCGAUUCACCAGCCGCGUCACGACCAUAACGGCGCGACCUCAAGAGAGUGAGUCGUCUGCUUCUGCUCCUAGUAAGCUGUCCUGUCUGUCACCUGACGUCCCCUUCGUGCUGAUUGGUGGAGGAACUGCUGCUUUUGCUGCUGCCAGAUCCAUCCGGGCUCGGGACCCCGGCGCCCGGGUGCUGAUCGUGUCUGAGGAUCCUGCCCUGCCCUAUAUGCGUCCCCCUCUUUCCAAAGAGCUGUGGUUUUCAGACGAUCCCAACGUGACGGAGACGCUGCGGUUCAAGCAGUGGAACGGGAAGGAGAGGAGUAUCUAUUUCCAGCCUCCCUCGUUCUACGUGCCGGUGCGGGACCUGCUCUCGGUGGAGAACGGCGGCGUGGCCGUGCUGAGCGGCAGGAAGGUUGUGCACAUGGAUGUGAGAGGCAACACUGUGAAGCUCAGUGAUGGUACCCAGAUAUCCUACGACAAAUGUCUGAUUGCCACUGGUGGCUCUCCAAGGAACCUCCCAGCCAUUGAAAGAGCAGGGAAGGAUGUGCAGCAGAGGCUGACGCUGUUCAGGAAGAUUGAGGAUUUCAGAAACCUGGAGAAGAUUUCAAGACAAGUCAAGUCUAUCACAAUCAUUGGUGGUGGCUUUCUGGGCAGCGAGCUGGCCUGUGCUCUGGGGAGGAGAGCACGAACCAGAGGCCUGGAGGUCAUUCAGCUCUUUCCAGAGAACGGCAACAUGGGCAAAGUCUUGCCUGAAUAUCUGAGCAACUGGACCACAGAGAAAGUCAGGAGAGAGGGUGUUAAUGUCAUGCCCAACGCCGUGGUCAAGUCUGUCUCUGUCAGUGGCAAUCGGCUGGUGAUUAAACUCAAAGACGGCCGGAAGGUGGAGACCGAUCACAUCGUGGCUGCAGUGGGGCUGGAGCCCAACGUGGAGCUGGCCAAGUCAGCUGGGCUGGAGGUGGACUCCGACUUCGGCGGGUUCCGGGUGAACGCGGAGCUGCAGGCGCGCUCCAACAUCUGGGUGGCAGGGGAUGCUGCCUGCUUCUAUGACAUCAAGCUGGGCAGGAGGCGGGUUGAGCACCACGAUCAUGCUGUUGUGAGUGGAAGACUAGCUGGAGAAAACAUGACAGGAGCUGCAAAGCCCUACUGGCAUCAGUCCAUGUUCUGGAGCGAUCUGGGUCCCAACGUGGGGUACGAAGCCAUCGGCCUCGUUGACAGCAGUCUGCCAACAGUCGGAGUCUUUGCUAAAGCAACAGCGAAAGACACCCCAAAAAGUGCCACAGAGCAGUCAGGGACGGGGAUUCGGUCGGAGAGCGAAACAGAAGCAGAAGCCUCAGAGGUUCACAUUUCCCCAAGCUCUUCACCAACGCCCCAGGUCCCGAAGCAAGGAGAAGAUUACGGCAAGGGCGUCAUUUUCUACCUCAGGGAUAAAGUCGUGGUGGGAAUAGUCUUGUGGAACAUCUUCAACAGGAUGCCCAUUGCUCGGAAGAUCAUCAAAGAUGGGGAGGAGCACGAUGACCUCAACGAAGUAGCAAAGCUUUUCAACAUCCAUGAAGACUGAACUCCAG
Molecule: messenger RNA, 1806 nt
Organism: Merops nubicus (carmine bee-eater)
Lineage: Eukaryota; Metazoa; Chordata; Aves; Coraciiformes; Meropidae
Gene: AIFM1
Product: apoptosis-inducing factor, mitochondrion-associated, 1
Exons: 18
Biological process (GO): mitochondrial respiratory chain complex assembly; apoptotic process
Cellular component (GO): mitochondrion; cytoplasm
Molecular function (GO): NAD(P)H oxidase H2O2-forming activity; protein dimerization activity; FAD binding
Source: RefSeq, a predicted model, not a curated record